AACUAAAAUCUUGGGUUGGCACCAAUGAGAGAAAUUUGAUUUCAAGAUUCGAGGUUACAGUUAACUCAAAAUAUCUCAAAAAAUGAAAAUGAUGCGAAAAUUCAUAGAUAUUGGAGCAAACCUCACUGAUGCGAUGUAUUCUGGGAUAUACAAUGGCACCAAAAAACAUGAACCAGAUCUACAGCAAGUUCUACAAAGAAGUUGGGAUGCUGGCUUGAGCAAAAUCGUUAUAACAGGAGGAAAUCUGGAGGAGAGCAGAAAAGCUCUCGAAAUUUGUCGAAGUGACGAUAGAUUGUAUGCCACUGUUGGCUGUCAUCCUACAAGGUGUGGAGAGUUUGAACAAAACGGGCAGGAUCCUAAUAAUUAUUUAGAGAAACUUGUUGUAUUUUUGAACAAAAUUAAACCCUCCCGCAAAUUUUCCAGUUCCCUAAAAACUGAAGAAAACCUCAAAACCGUACAAAGUUUACCUUCAGAUAAAAUUCUUUUGGAAACGGACUGUCCUUGGUGUGAAGUAAGACCAUCGCACGCUGGCUACAAACUCAUUUCGAAAGAAAACCAGGCUGUGCCCAGCGUCAAGAAAGAAAAAUGGUCUCCCCACCAUAUGGUCAAGAGUAGGAACGAACCCAAUAAUAUCAGGCAAGUUUUCGACAUUGUAUCGACAGUUAAACAAGUAAGCGCCGACGAGUUUUGCGAAAAGAUCUACCAAAACACUUUGGACUUGUUCCUGUUCGACAAUAAAAGUAAUCUCUCGUAAUAACAAAAUAUAUUAACAAAUUCAAAAUACACGUUUUGAUCUUACAAACUAACGUAUAAAAAGUGGAAUAAAAUUCAUCAUCAUACCAA
Molecule: messenger RNA, 843 nt
Organism: Leptinotarsa decemlineata (Colorado potato beetle)
Lineage: Eukaryota; Metazoa; Arthropoda; Insecta; Coleoptera; Chrysomelidae
Product: deoxyribonuclease TATDN1
Cellular component (GO): cytosol
Molecular function (GO): 3'-5'-DNA exonuclease activity
Source: RefSeq, a predicted model, not a curated record